Rotaria socialis is the source of this 501-nucleotide messenger RNA. Lineage: Eukaryota; Metazoa; Rotifera; Eurotatoria; Philodinida; Philodinidae. The record is from the annotation of a GenBank genome assembly.
AUGUAUUUACUUGUCUUACGAAAGUCAGGCACAAUAAAGCUACUAUUAUCUUUACAAAUAUACCUACGCAAUCCUGAUAUUCAGUUUCGAAGCGUCUACAUAUAUAUACAUGCAUCCAUAAAAUUUGUUGGUAUUCUGCGUGAAAAACAUUUUAGAAAGCCACAAGCUUUAUCAAACAUCACCAAUAAAUACUCUGAAGCAUUAAAGCCGAUUAUGCCGGGAGGACAAGAUCGAAGUAACGUGCGUGUCAUGAUUGGAUUAGCUGUAAUUGUUCUAUUUGGAAUAAUUACUUUCGCCCUUGCAGCUGCCACUCUCGGCACUCUCAACAGACGAACCAGUAAUCUGGAUAAAAAAAUGGGCAGUAUUCAAGAUGAAAUGCGCACGUUGCUUGACCAAUUUUCCACAAAAGCACCAGCCCCAGCACCCCAACAACUACAGCAACUGCAACAACGGCAGCAAAUCCAGCAAUUAUGGCAGUCGCAUAACAUUGAAACUCCCUAG